Molecule: messenger RNA, 1975 nt
Organism: Ylistrum balloti
Lineage: Eukaryota; Metazoa; Mollusca; Bivalvia; Pectinida; Pectinidae
Exons: 1
Coding region: 723-1193 (156 amino acids)
Source: RefSeq, a predicted model, not a curated record
CCCGACAGAACAGUAUUGGCCACAUACACACUACACGUGCAUUAUCUUGGAGACUCUGCACAGACGCUGUUGGCUAUAUCUACCGAUAACUGAAAACACGAAGAAUACGUGAACCGGUGUGAAAUGUACAACCUGUGCUGAGGCAACUGUUUAGCACGCUCCUUUAAGGAUCAACGCUAAAUCCUGAACAUACAAUUUUUAUCAUAAAAGCAGUGAAUGGCAGGUUCAUAUAUUUCAUCGAAUUUGUGAAUUGUCAAGAAUUUUGCUUUGAAAUACGUCCUAACGCCCUUGAAUUGAACCCAGAGGUUAGCGAUCUGCAUUGCACAUAAUUGUGUACAAAGUGCAUUGAAGUUGCUAUAUUUGGGAUACUGCGGUGUGUUGCAAACUUCGAAGGGUAUUUCUAGAUUGAUGCAUCCGGUGUAACGAAAGGUUCGGUGUAGCGGAUUUCUCCGAUGUAACGAAAGGUUCGGUGUAACGGAUUUCUCCGGUGUAACGAAAGGUUCGGUGUAACGGAUUUCUCCGAUGUAACAAAAGGUUCGGUGUAACGGGUUUCUCCGGUGGAUAUAUUAUACGGUAUAAUUGUGGCUUCCCUAGUUGACCUUGAAAGACUGUUUGGUCGUGAAUUGGAAAGUUUAAAUAUCAGUGUUGUAAACAGACCUGUUGCAGUAUUGGACACAUCACGUGACUGGGUUGUCUCCCCUAAUAGUCCCUCCCGUCAUACCAUGGCAAAUUCUCACUUCACCAUCUCCCCCCGGGACGCUGGUCGUCUAGUGCAAUCACAUCGAAAGUCUGAAGAUGAACAACAUUGUUUUCUACUUCAAAUUUCAUUCCAAACAGUGUAUAGUGAUGCGGAUAUUCCAAACAGUGUCAUCAAAAAACUACCACGUCUAGUAAAUGGUAUUCCGCUUGGAGCCGGGCUUAUGGCCCGAGAUCAGAUGGGCAGUAUUCGAUGGCGGUACAUAGAAGGCGGACGUAAGAUGCAUACUUUUGUGUCCAAACCAAUCAGUCAAGAGGACGCGGAGGAAACGAAACGAGCUUUAAAAGACAGACUAGUUAAACAGUCUCAUGCGAUAUUCGGAGACAUUACGGUUAAAGCUACCGUUAUUUUAUCUCAAUGUUUAAACUUUGACGACGAUUUUAUCAUAAAUGACAUAGCUAUACCACUAGACGAGGGUCUACACUUCAGGGACUAAACCUGUCAUAUUCUUUUUGUAAAUUUGAGGUUGAGGUUAUUUAUUUUGUUUUCUGGAUUUCUAUAUCAUUUUUAAGUUUGGCGUAGAAACAGUUUGAGUAUUUGCUAGUCAUAUCCACGUUAUGUUGUCCCGAAGAAAACAAUAUAAGUGUCUGUGCACAUGUGCACGUGUAUAUGUAUGUUUGCGUAUGAUUAGGAAUAUUUUUGUUUUGUUUUUGUUUUAAGUUGACACGAGUGUGAACGGGCGAGGGUGCAAGUGUUGUGCACGUGAGAGUAUAUGUUCAGUGGUAAUGCGAGAUUUCCAGAAAUGCGCGUGUACUUUAUAUUUGUGCGAAGUCACGGCGGGGAGAAUAUUAUUAGUAACUGAGUGAUUAAGAGACAUCAUACAGGUUUACACGUCAGUGCACGUGCCAGUAUAAAUCUAAGAGGCUGUCAGAUUUAUUUUGUUUUUUGGCUUUGAGAGGGCAUGGCGGUUUGUCCGGUAAGUGGGGUAUGUUUACACUUGCGUGCGCCGAGCGAUGUUGAUCAAUAUGGAGUAGUGGUGCACAACGCAUGCGCGUGGGAAAUGAAUGUCAAGCAAGGUGAAUUAACUGAUUCUACACAAACGUAUACCUUGUAUCAUAUUUCUCUACCAUUGUCUUUCAUGGACCCUAAAUUAUCUUAUAUUUGUUAAACAAAAAAUGUUGUUUAAUAUUUCGCCUAAGUAGUAUUGAUUUUAUAUACUGGUAUGUGUUGGUAUGUCUGUGGUAACCGUCAAUACACGUGCAUCUGGCACACAAACAU